Stegodyphus dumicola is the source of this 5525-nucleotide messenger RNA. It is a transcript of the gene MEP-1, whose product is annotated as zinc finger protein MEP-1. The record is from RefSeq and is a predicted model, not a curated record. NCBI's taxonomy places the organism in Eukaryota, Metazoa, Arthropoda, Arachnida, Araneae, Eresidae. Gene Ontology annotation, biological process: positive regulation of transcription by RNA polymerase II. Gene Ontology annotation, cellular component: nucleus.
AGGACCGGGUCGAGUUCGGUUCUUCUGAACCGGAUUGGUUAAAACCGAUUUUAUCACGUGGCAUGUUUAGUUGUCUCCUAUUCGCUUGCAAUAACUAGUAUAAGUGGAAAUGAUGAAAAAAUGCUUUUGUGGUCACGUGACGUUGGAGCGCCAUGUUGGUACAGGAGGAUGUGUGGUUGUGUCAGAAUUAUUUAAAAAUGAAUUCGCCGGUAUACUGUAAUAUGUACUAUUCUUUUUCAUUGUAGUACUAAUGUGACAAGAAGUACACUUAAGCUCACAGAAGUUAACCAUGAGCUGCAAGGAAUCGGAGGAAAAGUUGUCCGAACCACAAGUUAUCAAAAUAGAUACUGUGGGAGAGAAAACUGUUAUUAGUGGCAAACCAUGCAUUGAUUUUCAGCCUGAUGACCGAUGGCAAAUAAAGGAAGAUGACAAAGAGGAUGAAAAAGUAUUACCAAAUUCUAAAAUAAAGAGCAUAAAAAACAAUUCUAGUGAACGUAGAUCUCUAAGGCUCCGCAGCUCUAAAUCAACUGACUCUUCUUCAGCUGUGAAUGGUGAGACGGUUGAAUCUGGUUCAGAUGAUGAAAUACGUGAUCAAAAUGGCAGUAAGCAAGAAGAAAAUAGUAAUGAUGCUGUAGGAGUAGACAAAUUAGAAAAUCUGCAUAGCAGGGGGAAAAGAAAAAGACGAAGUUUAGAAUCUUCAACUGAGAACUCAAAAGAUGUAACUCAGAAAAAAAUGAAAGUAAGUGACACUGAUAAUUUUAUUGAAAAUGAAAAGCAUAGUAUUGAAGUUAAGAGUGAACAAGAUCAAAAGGAAAACACUGAUGAUUCUAAUGAUAAAGUGGUAAUGCCAAAUCUUACUCCAGUGGCAGCAAAUUGUGAGUCAUCUAAUGCAAUUGAUAAUGAUAUAGAUUCACAGAGCAGCGAGACUAAUGUUGCAUUGGAUGAAUCUAAAAAAGAUGCUAAUUUAUCUUCAAAAGAAGUGGAACAAGCACAAACAAAUGAAAUUCUGCCUAAACUUGAAGAAUUUAAGAUCACAGAAACAAAUGAUAAAGGGAAAAAACAGUUAAAGGAUAAAGAAAGUCCUGAUGUUAUACAGGAGUCAGAAAUUGAAAUAAUAAACAUUGAUGAAGGUAAAAAAUCUGAUAACUCUGAUGAAAGUGAUUCUGAAAUUCAAAUAAUAAAUUUAGAUGAUAAUGUAAAAAAAGAAAAGGAAGAUUUAUUAAUAGUCAAUCAUGCUACUAAUGAAGAUGUUAGUCUGACUGCUGGUUAUCCAUAUUAUAAUUCAUUGAAAGAAAAAAUAAGCGGGUUUAAAGCUGGAGAGUACAAGCCUGUAAAAUUUCCCCAUACAGGCACCUUACUCUUAGCUGAAAAUGAAGUGAUCAUUGAAAGUCCCUCUUUGCUUGUUCCAUUACUUAUCAAGGAAGCUGAUGAAUUUCCUAAACUUGAAGGUGAAGAUAAGAAAGCUACUGGUGAAGAAUCUGCUAUGAUGAGACCAAAUGUAAUUUCAAAAAGAAACUUUUUUCAAAGCUCUGUUGGCCAGUUCCUGAUUAAUAUGGGAAUGAGUAGAGUACAAGAGUGGUAUCAUCGAGAUAUGAAACGUGCAAAGUUAAAACAGCUAAAAGCUAGUACUGAGCAAGAUGAAGAAUUAGAAAAAUUAGUUGAAGAGCAUGAGAAACGACAUGCAGAGUUGAAAGAGAUUAAUGCUGUGUUUAAUUUCAGAAUGCGCAAGUGCAAAUUUUGCAAUUUUAAAUCAGAGUCGCAGGCAGUAAUGGAAGGCCAUUAUUUAACACCUCAUUUGAGUCCCAGAAGAGAGUAUAGAUGCAGCUUUUGUGCAUUCAUGACAAGGGAUCCUGAAGCAAUUAUAUUCCAUUUUGAAGCGAUGCAUGGGAAAAAAGCUGUCCUUGAUGUAAACAUACCAUUCCAUGAGUGCAUUUUUUGUUCCUUUCAGAGUCAUUUAAAAACCAAAGUUAAUGCUCACAUGAAUCGUUGUCGAAAACAUUUUAUUCCCUCUCAGAAUUUGGCUCCACCAUUUGAUUUUGAAUUUCCCGGUGUUACUACGAAACCAGUAACGAUAGCAGAUGUAAUAGGCCAUAGGAGAUUACUUUUAAGUUCUUCAAAAAAUCAACGAUUGUCAGUACCAGAAGACAGUAGUGCCUAUGCUAGGAAGAAGCUUCAGUCUGUCCUAAGCAAAUUAUCAGGUCAAAAUGCCUAUACAGAUAUGAAAAACCCCAGCCUAAUGAAGCAGUUAAUGACAUCUCAAUCUCAGAUGCCUGCUUUAUCUGGAUCUGGUAUUCAACUACCUCCUGGUAUAGUUAUUACACGACCUAGGGGACCUCAGAUGCCUCAAAUGCGGCCAGUUAAUAGGUAUCCUCAACCAAGAGCAAUGGCCAAUCUUCGAGGUCCACCCCCAAGACGUGGGCCACCAUAUACUACUAAUAUUUCAUCUACUGCUUCACAACUUGCCUCAUCUGGUAUUUCUAUUACACCUGUCACAAGAGCUGGUGCUCUUCCCUCCAGAAAUAACUCGAUGCCAGGGAUGAAAAAUGUAACUCUUACACCAAUAAGCACUGCUUCUAAUCGAACAGUAUCCCAAAAACCAGGUCCACCUCAGCCAGUGGCAUUGUUCACAAACAUGGCAGGGUCAGGUGGUAUGAUGGGUCAACCACAAGCUCGUUUACCUUCUGUUGGUGUCAAUUUGAGACCCCUGAGGCCAGCUCUACCAUAUCAACGUCUGAAUACUCCUCCAUCUCAGGUGGUGAAAGGUAGCUCUGGGAAUACUUUCGUUAUGUGUGAAAUUUGUGAUUCUUAUAUCAAGGACUUAGAAGAAUUACGUUCACACAUGAAUUGGGUACAUAAAGUUAAGAUUCAUCCAAAAAUGCUCGUUAGUCGACCUCCUUUGAAUUGCCAAAAGUGCCAGUGGCGGUUCUUCACUGAUCAGGGACUUGAAAGACAUUUACUUGGAGCACAUGGAUUGGUCACUACAAAUAUGCAAGAAAUGGCUAAUAAAAAUCAAGAUGGAGGACGGUGUAUUAUAUGUGGUGCAGUAUUUACUUACAAACUCGUAUCUCACAUGACUCAGGUCCAUAAAGUAACUCUCAAGCCUGCUCAUCUUUCUUACAAAUGUACUGUUUGUACUGCCACCUUUACAUUAUAUAGGCUAUUUGAGAGUCAUGUGUAUAAUGUUCAUAGUGGAUCAGCAAAACGCCCUGCUGAAGAUUCAUCAUCAUCACCAUCAUCAUCUGAACCUUCAGCAAAGAAAAGUGUUCCUGAUGAUACGGGUCCAAGGAAGUGUAAAGAGUGUGGUUUUGUCACAGAAACUAUGCAAGAACAUCUUAUAAAAAUGCAUAUGAAAUCAUGUUCUGUAAAAUUAUGCCGCAUCGAAAAAUGUGAAAAAUGUUUAUAUUCUUCUGAUGAGAUGCUAGUAAUUAGAAUGUCUGACUUUGGAUUAGAUGAUGAUUUAGAUGACAGUGGUGAUGAUUCAUCUAGUGAAUCCUCUGAAGAUGAUGGUGAUGAUGAUAGUAAUGAGCAGAAAGUAGCAACUGACACAGAGGAUGUGCAGGAAGGCCAAGCUAAUGAAGAAACAUCGAUCACCACAGAUUCAGUAUCAGUGCAAAAAGGAAAAAAAGGGGAUACUGAAAUAAAAUCUGAGGUUGUAGAGAACAACCAUGAUGGUGUUAAAAACAGUGAGGCCACAUCACACAUGAAAGAUGAAGAAACAGCUGUUUGUGAUUAGAUUUUAUAACAUGCUCAUGGAAAUGUACAUAAUGUAAUGCUAGGUAAAUUUACAGAGUAACAUGAAUAUGGCCAAGUAUUCAUGUUGGUGAAAAUUAGCACCAUGAAAGAAAUGUGAUCUUCAACAUUUGCCUGUCACUACCUAGUUGGUCUGUGGAUUUUGCAUAAAUCAUAUGCACAAUCAGAUCUCAUUAGAUGCAAAUAAUUUUGCUACCAGUGAGUGAACGUCACAAAUACUUUUGAAUAUUUAAUAUUUAGAACUGUAUACAAGGACUAUGUUUCAUUCAACAAGUUUUGAAAUUGGUGCAGUGUGAAUUCCAGUUUGAUCCUUCCUAACCUGUAUAUACCUCAUUAGAUGGUUGACUUGGUAAAUGGAUUUUCGGAUGUUGGUAAAACUUAUUAUUUUGAACUUGUUGCUUCUAUUUAUGUAUUUAGUUUUAAAAUACAAAAUGCAACUGUAACUCAUUUCAGGUGUGUAAAUGUGCCUUUAUUCUCAACCUAAAUUUUAACAAUCUGACAACUGCAUGGCAGUUAAUGUUUACCGUUAUUGUGAAGUUGAAAAUUUGAGUACUGCUUGUCAAAUAUGUUGAUAGAAUUUUCAGCAUGGUAUGUCCUUAGGAAUAUUUAUAAAUGAAAUUAUUCAUUUUUGUGUUACUUAUUUAUUUUGAAAUUUUGUAUGGAAAAUUAUGCUCUGGGAACAAAAUAUGUGCUUGUAGCAUUUAAAUGCAAUUAUUGUUUAUAAAGAAGUUAUUUAAAGUGUUAAUUUAUUCAAAAAAUCUGAGAAAUUGGUUCCAGAGUGAUAUAAGACAAUAUUUGUACAAAGGUAAAUUUAUUGUAUUUUGUGUGCUAUUGUCAGUUCAAACAACUGUGUGCUUUUGUAGACUUUUUAAGAUAUGAUCUAGAGAUUGUCUAAAUUUUGCUAUUGCUUUGAAAAUUUUCAGCAUGCAAAUCAGUACUUGAUAUUAUUUCAAAUUCUGCUUGAAAUGUAAUUCCAAUGCAGCUUGAACAAUAUCAGUAUUCUUAAUUAAAUCAUCAGAAAUCUUUAGUGAAGUUUUAUGAUUUGUUAAUGUAUUUUAUAAUCAUUUUUCCAUUUUACAUAUAUUUCACAUUUGGGUAUGCUUUUUUUCCAUUCUGAAUUUUCUCCAAAAGGAGGUAUUAUUUAUCUUGUCAAAUGCUUCAUAGGCAAAUUGAAUGUAAAAUUUUAUAUUUAAAAAACAAGACUGUAAGCCUUAUUAUUUUUAUUCAUUAUUAAAUGCAAAAUAAGCUGUGAUACACAUAUAGAGAUUUAAAAUACUUUGGGAAAAUAGCUAAAAUAUGUUUGUAAUAGUGUCGUCACAUAUCACAUACUUAACUUCUUUGACAGUUUAACUGUCUUGAAAUUGUAUGGAUAGCUUGUGGAAAAGACCAAAAAAUAUGCUGAGGUUAAAUAUAGCUUCAACAUAAUAUUCACUCGGGGCAGCUUUGAGAUCAUCUGUCUGAACAGAAAAUUUAAUACUUAAUUUAUAUUUUUAUUCAAAUUUUUUUUAGCAUGUUCUUGUAAGACUCAUAAAACUUGUUUUCUGGAUUAAAGGAAUUUUUACACACAUGAAAAUUUACACAUUGCUUUCUGAUUCAGAUGUCAGAUAAAAACAGGUUUUGUGUAUUGAGCCAGAAAAAAAUUGCUAUUUUCAUUAAAAUGUUUUUAUUGGCCUUUUUUAACAAAGUUUUGGAAGUAUCAGAAUUAAGUAAACCCAGAUUCUAAUGUAAGUUUCAAAAAUAUUGUCUUUAAUAAAUUUUCUGUUAAAAGAAUGUGA